This is a messenger RNA of Photinus pyralis (common eastern firefly), 4120 nucleotides long. RefSeq names its product amyloid-beta-like protein. The transcript has 8 exons. The coding region runs from base 130 to 2235 and encodes 701 amino acids. Gene Ontology annotation, cellular component: neuron projection; neuronal cell body; membrane. The record is from RefSeq and is a predicted model, not a curated record. Gene Ontology annotation, molecular function: heparin binding; transition metal ion binding. Lineage: Eukaryota; Metazoa; Arthropoda; Insecta; Coleoptera; Lampyridae. Gene Ontology annotation, biological process: central nervous system development; axonogenesis.
AUUAUUUUUUUGUUACAGGCCCUUCAAGAUGGAGGCUCGGCAAGUAGUGCAGUAUCUCAUUUCGAACCUCAGGUGGCGCUUCUGUGUGAUACCGGAGUUCACGGCCAAGAAGCUUACCACCCCCAAUACAUGACAGAGCAGGGAAGGUGGCAGACUGAUUUAUCUUCAAAAGCCACGUGUAUUAAAGACAAAAUGGAUAUAUUAGAUUAUUGUAAGAAGGUUUACCCGAAAAGGGAUAUUACAAAUAUAGUAGAAAGCAGUCACUAUUUGAAAAUUGGCAGCUGGUGUAGGUCGGGUUCAACGACGGGGUCCCAAGUUAGAGGAAAAUGUAAAACGGCGAGAUGGGUUAAGCCCUUCAGAUGUUUAGAGGGCCCAUUCCAAUCGGACGCUCUUUUAGUGCCGGAGAAUUGCCUUUUCGAUCACAUCCAUAAUCAAAGCAACUGUUGGACGUUUGGACGCUGGAAUUCGACGGCUGCCAAUGCUUGUCAAGAAAGGGGGUUGCAAUUGCGAUCGUUUGCGAUGUUACUGCCCUGUGGAAUUUCGCUCUUCAGUGGAGUUGAAUUCGUUUGUUGUCCAAAACAUCUGAAAGAUAACAUGAAACCCAAGAAACCCAUUGAUUUGGCAGUUUUGAAAUAUGACCAACAAGAACUGCUAGAUACCGACGACGAAUCGUUGGAUUCAGAAGAAGACGAUGACGAUGAAGAGAAAGAUGAUUUGGAGGACCUUGGUGACGAUACCGAAUUAGCCGACGAUCCCGGCGUAGAGGAUGAAGAAGAGGACGAUGACGAUUACGAUGAAAAUGAUCAAAAUUGGGACACGACACCUUCCAGCACAACGUAUGUGCCAAAAUCUACAGCGCCGCCAUCAUCUACCGUAUCCUCUACUCGAAUUACACCGUUGCCAACACCCGAUCCAUACUUCACCCACUUCGAUCCCAGAAAUGAACAUCAAAGUUAUAAAGAAGCACAGGAACGUUUAGAGGAGGCUCAUCGAGAAAAGGUAACGCGAGUUAUGAAAGAUUGGUCAGACUUAGAGGAACGUUACCAAGACAUGAGAUCUAGCGACCCACGAGGUGCUGAUAGCUUCAAACAAAGAAUGACUCAGAGAUUCCAACAAACUGUUCAGGCAUUAGAAGAAGAAGGCGACGCUGAGAAACACCAAUUGGCCGCCAUGCAUCAACAGCGAGUACUUGCUCACAUUAACCAAAGAAAAAAAGAGGCCAUGACCUGUUACACGCAAGCUUUGAAUGACCAGCCACCUAAUACUCACCGCGUGCAAAAAUGCUUACAAAAAUUACUUCGCGCCCUUCACAAAGACCGUGCGCAUGCCAUUACGCACUACCGCCACUUAUUGCAGAGUAGCUUGGAAGCGGCAAAUCGGGAACAAGCGAGAACACUGGAACGUUUAACAGACAUAGAUCGCACAGUGAAUCAGAGCAUGCAAAUGUUAAAACGUUACCCGGAGUUAUCCUCGAAGAUCGGUCAACUAAUGGACGAUUACAUUCAAGCUCUAAGAUCAAAAGACGAAACUCCCGGAUCGCUUCUGGCGAUGACCACAGACGCCGAAGCGGCCAUUUUGGACAAAUACAAAUCCGAAGUGGUAAGCAAGCAAGCGGAACGAGAAAGACAACGAUUGCAGGAAAAGGCUAGAAAAGAACAAAGAAAGAAAGAAAGGAUGGAGUUGCGAGAUGAAAAGAAACGAGUGGAAGAAGCGCUGGGUAAAAAAAUUAGUAAUUUUGAUCCAGAAGAUAUGGAAAAUGAAUCAUUACCAGAAGACAGAACUACACCAUCUUCUACUUCUGGAAGCACAAUGUCAGAGAUGAUCAGCAAUCCUGUUACCACUGUUGAGCAGCGUCAUGAAGUGGAUGAUGCUGCUGUUCAGCAGGCAGUUGAAGAAGUUGCUGCCGUAGCUCAUCAACAGGAUGUGAUACGUGUUGCACAUGCGAUGACGCAUGACAUUAGUCAUGGAGAAGCUACAUACUCAGUUCGGCGAGAGGUGUACGGCCAUAGGGAUGGUAAAAGUGUGUACUUCACUCUUGCCUUCGCCGGCAUGGCCCUAAUGGCAGCAAUAGUCGUGGGAAUCGCGGUGGCAAGGCGUAGGUCAGCCCGAUCCCCACAAGGACAAGGCUUUGUAGAGGUAGAUCAAGCAGCGACACCGGAAGAGCGGCAUGUCGCCAAUAUGCAAAUAAAUGGAUACGAAAAUCCAACAUACAAAUAUUUUGAAGUGAAAGAAUAAUUUAUGUUCUUAUAAUUCAAAUUUGGACAUUUUAAUUUAAAUUAUAAUAUGGUUGAUAUUAUUUUGCUUGGCAGCCUUUUUGUACAAUAGAUGUUAAUUAUUGUUUAAUAUUUAAAAUAAAGUUUAUAGUGGCGGAUACUGGUACAACUGGUAGAUGACUAAAACAAUUGCAGAAGUGAAUUUUAAGACAUAAGCUUAGAAACACUAAACGACUACUAGUACGAUUGUUCUACCCGCAUUAUAUUACCCGUCCAAUAGUUAGUUACAAAUAAUUUUCUGAUUGCUAUACUUAUUCGUGUCAGUAUUACAUGAAGUCUACAUUGUAUACUACAACCAUUAUUCGAUUCCAAAUUGCUCAUUGGUUUUAAAUAGAUACAAGUUUUUUGAGGGACAGCACCUUUGCAGUGGUAGGUAUUAUGCAGUAUUAUGAUACUUAAGCUGUUUCUUUUGUUUGCGAAGUAAAUAUGCUAUAAGAGAAUACACUGGUGCAGCAUAUCAAUGACGAUAGAGAAGAAACUUCGAGUAUAGUUUAAUAUCAUAUAGCUUUAAAGUGUCCAUCAUAUUUACAAAUGAAAGCAAUAGGUGAAUUUUGUUUUAAAUGUAUGCAAAGGUGUAUCUCAAGAACAAAGUGCUAAAAACAAUUUUCAGUAAUCAUAGUAUAUUGGAAACUGUAUAUUAUCCUAUCAACUUGCAAGUCCGUAUUGCAGAAAAAUCUCUGGCCACGACAUUAUAUCCGCAGUGCUCUCAGUGUGCAUGCCCCGCCUUUAACAUUGUUAAAUAAAUGAAAUGAGUACCUACCUAUAGCUAGAAUAUGUCUUUUCGAAUAUAUUUUACUAAUUUAAUACGUAACUACUGAAAUAUAUAUAUCCGCCACAUGUUUUAAUUGUUUUAAUAUUUUUUAAGAUUUACUUAAUUAUAUUGUAAAACUACCUAGAAGAUCAUUCCAAUUAAUAUUUAAUUGAUGUGCGAUAUUUGUAAAAUACUUGUUUAAAUGUACUUAAUCUGUUUAACGCAACUUGAUAAUAAUUGAGAUAUAGUGUAAUUUUACAUACACAUAAACUACAGUGUUAUUUAAGUAUAUUUUUAAAAUUUCAAAAAAUAAUUUUUUAGUCUAUCAUAUGCAUUAAAUAAUAAGAACUGAGAACAGUUUUUAUAUUACCUUCAGCUUUAAAAAAAAUUAUUGCAUAUGAGAGUCCAUCUUUGCAUAAUUGUAAUCAUACUAAUUCUAACAUUAGUCGGAUAUUGUAAUGAUAUGUUGUUACAAGAUGUAAAUCGUAAUAGUAGUGUAGAAAAGUGCAAAUAUCAUUGCGAUAUCUCAAGGCGUAGGUAAAUGUACGGUACCUAUAUAAUGUAGACCCUCCAUAAAAUAAUUUUAGAUUAUGUAACGCAUGUGUAAUCUAAAAAAAGAAUGCUUUUUGUACAAAGUCGUUUUUCAUUUACUAAAAAAUUAACUCAGCUUGUUACAAACACGGCAUUUUUUUUAAAACUGUUUUCUUUAAAUGCAAGCACAAUGACUGUGGUGCAGUUUGAAUACUUGUAUAUCUUUCUUUAAAACAAUGGGUGUGUUUUAUAUGUAGCAAAGUGUUUGUGCAUUGCAUUGUCGAUUAUUAUUUUAAAUUUAAAAUCAUGGAUUUCAAGACAUAUUGAAUUGUUGCUAAGAAUGAAAUACAAUGUAUUCGUGGUGAAUAAUUUCAAUUCAAAUUUCAUAUCAACUUGCAAUUUUGUAUCAUACUGGUUAAGAGAAAUGAAGAAUGAAUUUUGUGGCUAAAUUGCUAAAGUCAAAAUUUCAUUUAAAGUGUAACUUCGAAAUGUGUGUAAAAUUUUUAUGUGCAGGAGAAAUCCGAACAUCAUAAUUUUAGAGUACUUUACGAUCAUGUCAUCUACA